Messenger RNA from Rotaria sp. Silwood1, 327 nucleotides. Lineage: Eukaryota; Metazoa; Rotifera; Eurotatoria; Philodinida; Philodinidae. The record is from the annotation of a GenBank genome assembly.
AUGUCAAAAAUGAGUGAAGUUGAACCAACAUCAUUAUCAUCAACAACAACUUCAGAAAUAAAAAUAUUCUAUUAUAUUGAUCAUGAAGAUCUACCUUACUUAACAAAAUUAAAUGUAACUGGUUUACCACGUUUAAAAGAUUUUAAAAAUGCUCUUGGUCGUAAUUGUUCAAAAUAUAAAUUUUUCUUUGUUACAAGUGAUCCAUCUAUGGGAAAAGUUAGAGAAGAAAUUAUUAAUGAUGAAGAAAUUUUACCAGUUGAUACACAAGAUCGUACAGAGAUAACUGAUGCCGCUAAUCGAUCAGAUUCGCUAAGUCUUACAGUAUAG